CCUUUGCCAUUCGCACGGGCUGAUGAGAUCGAGGUUCUUAUCCCGGUUCCCGGCAAAGCGGAGCAUGCGGGCACCGCGAAUGCGGUGGACGACCACGCUGCACGCCCGGUUCGUCCAUGCGGUGGAGCUGCUCGGCGGCCACGAGAGAGCCACACCAAAGUCCGUCCUUGAGCUAAUGGACGUGAAAGAUCUAACCUUGGCACAUGUUAAGUCUCAUUUACAGAUGUAUCAAACCGUGAAGACUACCGAUAGAGCAGCAGCUAAUUCUUCAGGACAAACGGCUGCAUUUGAUAAUGGAUCUUCAGGAGAAACUUCUGAUGCUUUGGUCAUUGAAGUUGCGAACCCGAAAAGGCCGGAACUUGGAAGGCAUGAUCAUCAAGAUUCGAGUCACCGUGGUCUCCGGAGCAAUUCUUCAAGGGAAGCUUGGUUGCAUGGCAAGCCAAAGGAUUCUGGAGGAAGCACUCCAUCUGUUGAGAAGGACAUGGAUCCAAAGCUCUCAACCUACGAGAGGACAUCAGAAAUCAGUUCACCGCCGGUCAUUCUCGCAGGCACAAGUCCCAUGACGCUAAACCUGGAAUUCACUUUGGGAAGGCCGCAUUAAUUAUUUGUAUAAUCUUUUUUUCCUACUGAUUUUGAGAGACCAUUAAUUGUAGCUUAUUAGAAUCAGCUGAUGAACAAAAAAGAAUCAGGUUCUUCCUGCUGAGAAAAUCAGAGGCGAGAAAGUGAGAGAAAAACAAAAGGAAAGGGAAGAGAGAGAGAGAGAGAGAGAGAGAGCUGAAGAAAGACAAGGAGACAAGAAAGACAGAAAGCAACAAAAGUAGAGACUGAGUUGGAGAAGGGAAGGAAAGGAAAAGCGUCCUUGUCAAGCUGCAUCUGAGAGAGACUCGA
Rhodamnia argentea is the source of this 888-nucleotide messenger RNA. RefSeq names its product probable transcription factor KAN2. Bases 23 to 601 code for a protein of 192 amino acids. The record is from RefSeq and is a predicted model, not a curated record. Lineage: Eukaryota; Viridiplantae; Streptophyta; Magnoliopsida; Myrtales; Myrtaceae. Gene Ontology annotation, biological process: regulation of DNA-templated transcription; abaxial cell fate specification. The transcript has 6 exons. Gene Ontology annotation, cellular component: nucleus. Gene Ontology annotation, molecular function: transcription cis-regulatory region binding.